AUGCCUCCCAAGCGUAUCAGCGGCUCGCGCCGAUCUUACAACCCGAUUACUGGGGCGUACAACGCGUUGUUCGUCUCGGAGAACGCCCCCAUCGUCCGAAGCGUUGCCGCAUUCGGCGUCGCCGUUACCUUCCUUGCCAGCGGCUGGGCCGGCGCUAUUCUC
Molecule: messenger RNA, 162 nt
Organism: Chaetomium strumarium
Lineage: Eukaryota; Fungi; Ascomycota; Sordariomycetes; Sordariales; Chaetomiaceae
Exons: 2
Source: RefSeq, a predicted model, not a curated record